GGUUCAGGCGGAAACGUAAAACAAAAAUGGUAGGCCGUUUAACCUUUGUAGGUCCUUCUGAAGGUGAGCGUUUCUAUUUGCGAUUGUUGUUGCUAAAUGUCAAGAGUCCUAGGUCAUUUACAGACUUACGCAGAGUUCGCGGGCAUGUAUGUGCAAGCUUCAAGGAGGCGUGCCUUAAAGCAGGUAUCUUAGAAAUAGAUGAUGCUGCAAACAUUUGUUUAGCUGAAGCGACUAAAAUUCAGCUGCCAGUAGCUUUACGCCGUUUAUUUGCUACUGUGCUUAUAUUCUAUCAGCCAGAAAACCCUGAAGAACUAUGGUACAAAUACUAUGAUGCAUUGUCAGAAGAUUUUGCAAAAAAAAAAAUCCUGGUGCAGAAAGCAAAAUUAAAAAGCUCACAGUCAGAUCAAUUGAGCAGCAUCUAGAAGCUAUGGGAAAAUCAUUGGGUGAAUGUGGUUUGACUUCUUUAAGUGAUAGCACUGAUAGCAUGAUUGACAGAACAAAGGAUAUACAAGACGCGCUAGAUGCCCCAAUUCCUCAGAGCUGUAUAGACAGCCGCAGCCUCUUAAAUGCAGCUCAAAGGGAAGCAUUUACAUCUAUAAUGGAGCAUGUGAUAAAAGGAAAACCAGGAGCAUUUUUUGUAGAUGGUCCAGGUGGAACCGGUAAAACAUUCUUAUACAAUGCACUAUAUGCAGAGAUUCGCCUCAUGAAUAA
This is a messenger RNA of Chenopodium quinoa (quinoa), 711 nucleotides long. RefSeq lists its product as uncharacterized. Bases 27 to 422 code for a protein of 131 amino acids. The transcript is spliced from 2 exons. Lineage: Eukaryota; Viridiplantae; Streptophyta; Magnoliopsida; Caryophyllales; Amaranthaceae. The record is from RefSeq and is a predicted model, not a curated record.